Molecule: messenger RNA, 1619 nt
Organism: Solanum tuberosum (potato)
Lineage: Eukaryota; Viridiplantae; Streptophyta; Magnoliopsida; Solanales; Solanaceae
Product: patatin-like protein 3
Exons: 2
Coding region: 76-1365 (429 amino acids)
Biological process (GO): lipid metabolic process
Source: RefSeq, a predicted model, not a curated record
UACCUGUUCUUUUCACCAUUCUUCUCAUCUCUAUCCUUUAAUUUCUUUAAAAAAAAUUACAAAUCAAACACAAAAAUGGCAGCAGCUGCAAUUUCUACAAUCUCAAUGAUCGAUUCCAACAUGGAAGUUGACAAAUUAACAUACGAAAUCUUCUCCAUUCUCGAAAAUAAGUUCCUCUUUGGCUACGAUAAUGACCCAAAACUUUCUUCUGCAUGCGUAGAUAAUCUCAAUUUCUCCACCCCUAAGAAAAAUGUCCCCGCCGGAAAAAUCAGGAUUCUCUCUAUUGACGGAGGUGGGUCCACUAAUGGCAUCCUCGCUGCUAAAUCUUUAACCCAUUUGGAAACAACCCUUCGUCGGAUAACCGGAAAGAAAAACACCCACAUUGCUGAUUUCUUCGAUGUAGUCGCCGGGUCCGGUACCGGCGGGAUCCUCGCUACUCUUCUCUUCACUCGUGGGAAAGAUGGGGUUCCUCUUUUCACAGCAGAGGAAGCUCUCAAAUUCCUAAUCGAGAAUAACCGUAAAAUCUCUCGAUCUUCUUCAAAUGGAGUUCUCCAGCGUGUUUUCCGGCCACCGGUGAAGGUGUUCGGAAAAGUGUUCGGCGAUUUAACUUUAAAAGAAACUGUAAAAGCAGUUUUAAUCCCCUGCUACGACCUCACCACAAGAUCACCGUUCCUUUUCUCCCGUGCUGAUGCUUUAGAAAUGGACGGCUGUGAUUUUAAGCUGUCAGAUGUAUGUGGGGCCACAAUAGCUGAUCGUACGGUGGAAGUGAAAUCAGUUGAUGGAAGACGAAAGAUCACAGCCGUUGGUGGUGGGGUCACCAUGAAUAAUCCAACGGCUGCUGCUAUCACUCAUGUUCUUAACAAUAAACAAGAAUUUCCCUUUGCUAAUUCAGUUGAAGAUUUGUUAGUAAUUUCAUUGGGCAACGGAGAAUCAGAUUCCGGCACCGGAAACAUGACUUCAUCACCGGCGGCAUUUGUUAAGAUCGCCGGAGAUGGAGCUGCCGACAUGGUAGAUCAAGCUGUAUCAAUGGCAUUUGGAGAAUUUAGAAACAAUAACUAUGUUAGAGUACAAGGAAAUGAAAUUAUUGGAAAAAAACAACAUAUGAUAAAAGAUGAAAAAAUGAGAAAAUCAAUUGUCAUUGCUGAGGAAAUGCUAAAGCAGAAAAAUGUGGAAUCGAUAUUAUUUCAAGGGAAAAAAUUGGUGGAAAAAACAAAUUUAGACAAAUUGGAAAUAUUUGCAGGUGAAUUAAUCAAAGAAGAAGAAAUGAGGAAAAAUAGUAUAUUAUCUCCAGUUGUUUUGAAACAAUCACCAUCAUCUCCAAGAACAUCAUCUGCAACAACUUUAUCGACUAUUUCAUCGUGUUAAAUUAAUUAAAAUAAUACGAAAGAUCAUUGUAUGCAUCAUGAUCAUAUAUUAGCUCGAUUUUAAGUUAGAUUAGUAAGACGAGUUAAGUUAACUCGUUGAAUCAAGGGUUUGAAGCCACUCGCGAUGAAUGAUAUAAUCUUAAACAUCCGAGUUUGCGCUUAAGUUUUCAGUUUAUUUAUUUUAGGUUGAUUUUGUUGUAAAAUGUAAAUUUAGGUUAUGAAUCUUGAUGAAUGUGUGUGUAUUUUUGUUGUUAA